AAUGAUUACCAGUCAACGAGUUAAUUAUUAAUCAAUUGAUUAACUCAACUGAACGCCUACCGAUGGAUAAUUAACUUAAUCACUCUGUUAAUUUUUCAGUGAAUAAUGUGAAAAUCUAAUUGCAAUUAAUUUAAUUGCUACAAUGAAAAAAUCAUUCCAACAAUUAAUCUUAUUGCUUACUCUUCAUCUCGUUUCAAUCAUCAAAGGACAAACAAUUAAUCAAAAUGCCACAUCAAGUGAUAGUUCAUCAUUUGCAAACAGUUCAACCUUUCCAACGGAUCAGAUUAACGAUUCAACUGAUUUACCUGAUAAAACAAAUUGGAUUAAAUUGUUUCAAUUGUUAACAUCACAAUUAACAUAUGAUUUAAUUGUUUAUAUUUGUCUAAAGAUCAACAAUGGAUUUGUUACAUUACCUUUAGCAAUCGGAUUUACUGGAUUAACGAUCGGAUUAAUUGCUUUAAUUGUUGCUUUUCAUGCUAAUUGGAAAGUAGCUAAAUAUGAAUUUAAAUCAGCUGAAAGACGACGAAGAGAACGAGAGAUUGAAGAAGUUCAUUUAAAGAUCUACGAACAAGUAAUUUACGGAGAUCGAUACGAACUUAAUUGUUCUGGACGAUCAAUUGAUAAACUAAUUCGCAAUUAAAUUAAUCCAAAUUCUACAGGAUAGAUUAAUGAUUAUCUUCACCAUUGAAUCAAUACAAUCAUUUCUUUCGUAAUUUGCUAAAAAUAGAAGUCAAAACAAAACAAAA
Molecule: messenger RNA, 746 nt
Organism: Panonychus citri (citrus red mite)
Lineage: Eukaryota; Metazoa; Arthropoda; Arachnida; Trombidiformes; Tetranychidae
Exons: 3
Coding region: 143-640 (165 amino acids)
Source: RefSeq, a predicted model, not a curated record